Archocentrus centrarchus (flier cichlid) is the source of this 1457-nucleotide messenger RNA. RefSeq names its product tachykinin receptor 2 (gene tacr2). Gene Ontology annotation, cellular component: sperm midpiece; plasma membrane. The record is from RefSeq and is a predicted model, not a curated record. The transcript is spliced from 7 exons. The coding region runs from base 1 to 1287 and encodes 428 amino acids. Gene Ontology annotation, biological process: G protein-coupled receptor signaling pathway; positive regulation of flagellated sperm motility. Gene Ontology annotation, molecular function: substance K receptor activity. NCBI's taxonomy places the organism in Eukaryota, Metazoa, Chordata, Actinopteri, Cichliformes, Cichlidae.
AUGGACGCUGAUAGUCUGAUACAACAUAUUGAACGAGACACGGAGACCACUUCAUGGCCAUUAUCGAUGACCACUGAGUGGUUGGAGGACGGGAACGAGACAACCUGGAAUCAGUUCCAGCAGCCCGACUGGCAGGUGGCUCUCUGGGCUAUAGCGUACUCCCUCAUCAUCCUGGUGUCCAUCACUGGGAACGUCACAGUGAUCUGGAUUAUCCUCGCUCACAGGCGAAUGAGGACUGUGACCAAUUACUUCAUCGUCAACCUGGCUUUCUCUGAUGUCUCCAUGGCGAGCUUUAACACCCUUUUUAACUUUGUCUAUGCGCUUCACAAUGACUGGUACUUUGGCCUGGGUUACUGCAGGUUUCAGAACUUCUUCCCCAUCACCGCCAUGUUUUCGUCCAUAUACUCAAUGGCUGCCAUCGCAGUGGACAGGUACAUGGCCAUCAUCCACCCUCUGAAGCCUCGCCUCUCCUCCACCUCUACAAAAGUUGUGAUUGCCCUGAUAUGGAUUGUGGCGGUAUCACUGGCUUUCCCUCAGUGCUAUUACAGCGUGACAAGAUUCUAUUACCCCAGAACUGUGUGCAUGGUUGACUGGCCUGAUGAUUAUGGAGGAACACAUCAACUAAGUUAUCAGUUUGCAGUUAUAUUGCUGAUCUACUUGCUCCCUCUGCUGGUGAUGCUGGUGACCUACAGUUUAGUCGGCCGAUCGCUGUGGGGUGGACACAUCCCCGGAGAGGCAUCAGACCAUUACCACAGCCAGAUAAAUGCCAAGAGAAAGGUGGUGAAGAUGAUGGUUGUGGUGGUGGUGACCUUUGCCCUCUGCUGGUUGCCCUAUCAUAUCUACUUUAUACUGGGCUCAUUUAACAGAGACAUUUAUAAGCAACAUUACAUUCAGCAGGUGUAUCUGGCCAUAUUCUGGUUGGCAAUGAGUUCAACUAUGUACAAUCCUAUUAUUUACUGCUGUCUAAACCAAAGGUUUCGUGCUGGUUUCCGUCGUGCAUUUGCUUGGUGUCCCUUCAUCAAAGUGUCAGAGGAGGACAAGAUGGAACUGCAGCACACACAUACCUUCAGAGUCACCAUGACACGCAUCCACCAUAAUGACACAUCAUCCAUUAGAAUAAACAACACAUACACCUCUAAUACGCUUGCCACCAGUGACCUGGUCACAGAGAGAGAUGCUCGCAGGCAGCUUAAGAAGAACACAUACAACACACACAACACACAUUUGGUGAAGAAGUUGGACGUUAUUAAAUCCCCAACUGCUGUACUUAUGGAGCAUAAUGAGUGAUCGCUGACAGACAUGAUGAUGACAACAUUCUCAAAGGGAAGGCUGAAGGCUUUUCUGGCAGAAGAGCUGUGAAUAAAAACACUACAGCCAGUGGAGACAGAGGAGGGCCUCCUGAGUACUGGACAGAGUUAUUUAAGACAUUCAUUCCUGUGGAAAUCAUUGGACCACUA